Messenger RNA from Gasterosteus aculeatus aculeatus (three-spined stickleback), 3652 nucleotides. It is a transcript of the gene p2ry6, whose product is annotated as pyrimidinergic receptor P2Y6. Gene Ontology annotation, molecular function: G protein-coupled ADP receptor activity; G protein-coupled UTP receptor activity; G protein-coupled UDP receptor activity. Gene Ontology annotation, biological process: phospholipase C-activating G protein-coupled receptor signaling pathway; cellular response to pyrimidine ribonucleotide. The record is from RefSeq and is a predicted model, not a curated record. Lineage: Eukaryota; Metazoa; Chordata; Actinopteri; Perciformes; Gasterosteidae. Gene Ontology annotation, cellular component: plasma membrane.
AAUAAGGAUUUUCCACUCAAUAUGGCAUUACUAACAGCUUUCAGGAUACUUGUUUCUGGAAGAUUGCCAAGAUUACUACAACUAUGGAUGCAGAAAGCUGCACAGCUUGUUUUUCAGGAGCACUGACAUUCAGUUAUCAUUAAAUUCUUACAUCAACCACAUUUUGAGGAAAGCGAACGUAUCGUUAUUUCCACAUGAACAUCAUCCCACGGUGAUAAUCUGAACCUAGCAGAUCGUGUGAGCAUGUUGAUGUGCUCGACGUUGAUUCUUUCAAAAUAGAGCGUGUUUGUACAAUGAAUAAAAACGAUGCAUUUAUUUUGUUUGUUUUGUUGUUUUAUUAAUGCAAUAGUAGUAACAAGAGAUGUGUUAACUGGAAGGUUACAUUUGCCAACAUAUUUCUCAGUAAUAGAAAUUUAAGUUUGCCUGUGGCAGCAUGUUACUGUUAUCCGACACGCUUACCUCAUUUAUGACUUUAGUUACUUUCAUUGUGGGUGUGGACAGAAAAACAAACAGACUGGUACUAGCUAGUAAUGUAUCUCUGUUAUCCAUAUGCCUACCAACAUGUAGCCUAGCUCUGCGCUUGACCUUUACCAUCCAAUCGGUCCAGCCUACAGGAACAGAUAUAAAUAUCAUAUUAUUAACUUUCCUAAAAUAAAGACAUACUCUUUCAAUGAGACAAUCGCUGGGAAUUUAAGAACUUGACUUUUCUUCACCCUUUUCUACUCACCAAAGCUGACCACAAGAGGCCACUUCAGCUAUUACAAGAGCCCCCUUACAUCCUCGAACGUGUGAUUCGCAGAGUUAAUCAGGAAUCCCUUUCUGAAGUGCAGUGUCUUCAGAAGGCUUCGGGCGAUUGUCAACGGGCCUUGACAUUUCCAAGGCAUUCGGGCUCGAGGCCUUUCUUGAUAAAGGCACGUUCAUCAAAUACAAAAGAAAACCUGAACCUGACUGGAGGAAGUAAAGAUGCCACUCUCCUUCCAGACCGAAACUCUCAUCUCGGACUCCUUCCCUUCGGACUCCUUCUCCACCAGCGCAUGGCCUCCAGAGACGUACGCGGCCGACGGCUUCGUGGCCAACGUCAGCGUGUCCGGCGCCCUUCGCUGCACCUACAAGGAGGACUUCAAACGCAUACUACUCCCUGCCGUGUACACGUUGGUCUUCCUGCUCGGGCUUCCUCUUAAUGUUGCCGUCAUACUGAAGAUAUGGAGGACUCGGCCCAAACUGUCCAAAAGCAACGUCUACAUGCUCAACUUGGCCAUAGCCGACUUCCUGUACGUGAUGUCGCUUCCCUUGCUCAUCUACAACUACGGCAGCCACGACCACUGGCCCUUUGGGGAGUUUACCUGCAAACUGGUCAGGUUUCAGUUCUACAGUAACCUGCACGGCAGCAUCCUCUUCCUCACCUGCAUCAGUGUGCAACGCUACGUGGGCAUUUGCCAUCCUAUGGCCAUGUGGCCCAGGCAAGGCGGUAUCAGGUUGGCGUGGUGUAUCUGCGGCGGGGUGUGGUUGGUGGUCGUCGUCCUGUGCGCGCCCACCUUUCACUUCGCCGCAACGGGAACCCAGCGGAACCGCACGGUGUGUUACGACUUGAGUACCCCCAAGAGUUCCUUGGACUACUACCCCUACGGCAUGGCUCUGACCUGCCUCGGCUUCUUGCUGCCUUUCAUCGGCGUGAUGGUGUGCUACUGUCGGAUGGCCUGCAUCCUCUGCCGCCCGGUGACAUACCGGGGCGUCUCCAUGGCGACCGGGGAGAAACGGGACCAGGCGGUGAGGAUGAUCAUUGUGGUGGCCACAGUGUUCUGCAUCAGCUUCCUGCCGUUUCACUUCACCAAGACCGUGUACCUGGUGGUGCGCACCCUGCCCGGGGCGCCCUGCGAGACCAGGAACCUGUUCUCCAUCAUCUACAAAAGCACCCGGCCGUUUGCCAGCAUGAACAGCUUCCUGGACCCCAUUCUGUUUUACUUCACCCAGCCGCGCUACCGCCGCAGCACCAGGCGGUUCGUGGUCAGAGUCACCACCCGCAGGGACAAGGGGAGCAGCGAGUGAGCCGACGGGAGACCGCCUCCUGCAACAGCGUCUUCUGAAAGGCUGCUGUCUACACCGGGGUUGGAUCCGAGGAGGCUGCGAGGUGGUGCAUGGACUUGUUGCAGAGUUUCCUUGUGCAUGUUCUAAUGUAAGUUCCUUUUACCUACCGCCCAGGGCAACAAAGAGCCUUCCUAACGCGGUCAGAACAUGGAGGGGCAGUGGGAUGUCAAAAAGCGUUAUCUUAAAACGUUAUGCGUAGAAUGAGCAUCAACCGGUGCAGCAAUCGCAGCGUAUUCCUCUUGUGGAACUUAUUGCGAUUCCAGGGUGCUGUACAUACACCAUACGUACCUUCAACAGAGCUGUGCUUUGGACACAUUAGAUACUUAAGAGGGAAGGACAAAUGCUGUUUUAGGUAACAAAAUAAAGGCUUAGCCACUUCCUGUUAGUGUAGGAUCCCUCCCAAUGAAAUAAGGAUUUAUUUCCAGCACGUCCCCUCCACCGAUGGAACUUAACCAAAGUUUGUGUUUGUGUAAAUGAUCCAAUUAAUAUUGGAGAAGAGACAUUUAUGAAAAGAAUCUCUGUAUUCUUAAGGUGGUACUCUUGAGUACGUGUGAAUUGUUAGUACUUAGUGCUGUUUUGGUAGCUCUAACUGGAUGCAGUCUGUGCAGAGUAUACAGAUACUUUGUAAUUACUUUUGAAACUUGUCUUUCAGACGCACACUGUGAAGAAAACAAUGGAUAUAUUGUAUCUAUGCCGUAGAUGAGAUAAGGCCCAAUUUGGUAUCAAAAUGAAGAUAAUAUCUUAAUUGAUUGAUGAUUUGUUAUACAUAUGUAUCUCAAUGGACUGUAACUGACAACCUUUUGUGAAACCCUUAAACACAAGGUUCAAAGGUGCAAUCAUGUUUUGAGUUUUGUACUCAUCAGGGAAUGAAUUGUGGCCAUCCAUCCAUCUAUUGUCAAACCUCUUAUCCUGCACGCAGGGGGGCUGAAGUCCAUCCCAGCCAUCUUUCGGCGAUAGACAGGGUACAUCCUGGACUGGUCGCCAGCCAAUUGCAAGACUAACACAGAGACAUACAACCAUUCACACUCACAUUCAUUCCGUGCCUCCCUGAAUGAAUUGUGUAUUUUGGUUAAAUGUAAACGUGCACAUUUUGUGCAUUGCAAGUAAAAUUCUGACCGCAAUAGGGGGUCAUGUGCUUAAAAUGUUGAGUUCUUCUUAAUAUGUGCAUGUAUGUGCACAGCAUCUAUGCUCACUAAUGUAGUAAUAUACUGUAGGUUGUGCUUCAGGCUUUGGCAAAAUGUGAAUGCUUAGGUCUAGUUGUUGUAUUUAUGUGUGUUUAUUUGGGUAAAUCAUAAAUUAGAUUUUAUUUUUUCAAAAUAUUUGACUACUUGUAAUACACUGUGCCAACAUAUUUGUGUCAUUCAGUAUUAUUUUGAAGAUCUUUUAUUUUUUGUAAAUACAUCACAGAGUAGCAUCAACAUUUUAGUAGAUGCUACUCUGAAUAUACAUGAAUAUAUACAUAUACAUAUUUUCUUACCAUGCAGGCCCUUUGAGUAUGUUUUGGAUGUUUUCGUAACAACAAAAAAAAAAACAUCAUUAAAAAAUGUACUAAAUUAUGAACUAUGAA